This is a messenger RNA of Blepharisma stoltei, 720 nucleotides long. The record is from the annotation of a GenBank genome assembly. Lineage: Eukaryota; Ciliophora; Heterotrichea; Heterotrichida; Blepharismidae.
AUGGAAAGUGCAGAGAAAUAUCUAUCCUUGCUCAACCAAUCAGAUUUUAGAGAGCAAUGCAUUCGAUUAGUUCAAUAUUUCUCUCUCGGUAUUAAAUCAGGCUUGAAGUAUACCAAUAUGAAUGAAAUUUCCAAAAAAGCAGGGAGACUUAAUGGAAAUCUUCACAUGGUGAGAAAAGUUUUACGAUUUGGGAUGCCAAUAGGAGUUCUUAUAACUUUAUAUAGAAGGCUUUCUAAUAAGAAUUUGGAUAUAAUCAAAUUGGCAAAAACCCUAGAAAAUUUAGUCUCUUUAGUCUAUUACUUUUCAGAUCAUUUUUUAUUUUUGCACAAAAUUGAAAUUAUUCAUAUGCCUCAGGAAUCAAAAACUGUGUUUCUUGUGUAUGUUUUAAGGAACCUGAGCUGGGUUAUUGAUAACGGCUUAAUUGCGCUAAUUAAUGCAAUUAAAGUCCACAAAGGGAACAUCCAGCUUCAAAAAAUGGUAAUUUCUAUAUAGAGAGACCAAAAUCUACAUACUCAAUUUUCACAAUCAAAAGACAGAUAUAGAGCACUGGUAAGAAAAAACGAGUUUUUGCAAUGGGUCAUGAUAAAAUCAAUAUUUGACAUCCCAAUUGCGAUUUAUUAUUUAGAUAAAAAGAAAUUCCACCCUACAAUAAUUGGAAUACUGGGAACAGUGACAUCAAUAAUCUACCUUCUUCAAUGCUGGAAAAGAAAGAAGCUAUAA